Cladophialophora carrionii CBS 160.54 is the source of this 2559-nucleotide messenger RNA. RefSeq lists its product as uncharacterized. Lineage: Eukaryota; Fungi; Ascomycota; Eurotiomycetes; Chaetothyriales; Herpotrichiellaceae. Bases 1 to 2559 code for a protein of 852 amino acids. The transcript has a single exon. The record is from RefSeq and is a predicted model, not a curated record. Gene Ontology annotation, cellular component: epsilon DNA polymerase complex. Gene Ontology annotation, biological process: DNA-templated DNA replication; error-prone translesion synthesis. Gene Ontology annotation, molecular function: DNA binding.
AUGGAGGAGCCUAUAUCGACUCCAGGGCUACCUGCACGGACAUUCAAAGCGGCCUCGAAGACACCGGCGAAUGACCAAGUCUUCUCUUCUUCGCCCGGCUUCGGCACGCCUGCAUAUCCCAUUAAAACCCGGCCACCCAACGUCGCCAACCCUUUUGCUGCGCACUUGAACGCAAGUACAAGUGUGCAUAGCGCCCCGACCGUCCUACCGAUCCUUCUCCCGCCCCAGACUUUGAGACCCGUUGCGUUCAGGACGCUCACAAAGAAGCACAACCUCACACUGACCUCGUCCGGGCUCGGGCUGCUUUCUACAUUUGUCGGCAGAUACUGCGGAAGCGGAUGGCGGGAAGAAGGGCUAGCAGAACGUGUGCUUGAUGAGAUAGCAAAAGCAUGGAAAAAAUCAGGUGGCGGCCUGCUCAUCGAGGAUGGGCCGGACAAAAAGCUAUCCAACAUCCUGAAGACUCUCGAGCCAUGCAUGUCCGGAGGACGGCUGGAUACAGGCAAAUUGUCCCGCACCAAUAGCUCCGUUGGCAGUCCAAGUCUAUCACGGUCUGGUUCAUUUGCGAACCGACCUGAUGUGACCAGAGACGACAGCCAGACGAGCCUGGGUAUCUCCGCCUUGGACAUGAAUGACAAGGCUCCCGGUGACAAUGGCGGAGAAGACGACUCUCAUCCUGAUAUACGAUCCUACCUGAGACUCAUCUCGGCAUUUGACCAACCUCGUUUGAUAUACUCAACGUCCAAAAAGUCUCUAGAACCGGCUAAAGGCACCGCCAGCCUCCUCCCACCAAUCCAGCACAAAAUUUCCAUGUUCAGGAACAGAUACCACCUCGUCCACCAGCGGCUAAUGAGAAACGAAUCAUUUCAAGCUCCCUCGUUUGCAACGGCAACCCGACCACCUAGUCUGCUGCACUCAGCCAGCAGCCUGACAACCCAGCAGAACGCCUAUAAAAUCACGCCGAUAUCAAACCUGCUAGGCCGAUCAGGCACUUCGCAUCUUCUGCUGGGCAUGCUAGCCCACUCCGCAGCCGGCGACCUUGCCCUUACAGAUCUCUCCGGCAGUGUUGUCCUAGAUCUCUCAGUCGCCCGUCCAGUCCCUGAGGACGGAGCGUGGUUCUGUCCCGGCAUGAUCGUCCUCGUCGAGGGCACCUAUGAAGAAGACGGCUCUCACAACUCCAACCUCGGCACUGCAGCCGGCGUGGGCGGCCAGAUCAAGGGCGUAUUCGUGGCAGACACGCUAGCCGGUCCCCCAGCUGAAAGGAGGGCACUAACGCUGGGCAUAUCAAACGCCAUCGGCGCUCAAACGCUGCACACGAAUGUGGGUGCUGGGUUCGGCUGGAUCGACUUUCUCGGCCUCGGGAGCGAGAAAGCAAUCGGCUCGCAGAUGCGGCGGGUUCAAAGACGUAUCUUCGGCCCAUCACCACAAACACUACCAAUCUCCAUCGCAGCGGCAGCUGACGAAGACGAACAAGAAUCCGAACCGCCUCGCUGCAAAAUCGCCAUCCUGGGAGAAUGCACCCUCGACUCCCCGCGCACGCUGGAAGCAAUCCGCGCGAUCCUUUCCUCGUAUCACACCUCCAGCUCUGGGCAUGUCUCUUCGCUGCCCCUUUCUAUAGUCCUGAUGGGCAACUUCGUCUCCGCGGCGAGCAUGGCCCGUUCGACCAAGGGAGGCGGCAGCGUCGAAUACAAAGAACACUUCGACGCCCUGGCGUCGGUGUUAUCGGAGUUUUCGUUCCUACUGGCAAAUGUAACCUUUGUAUUUGUGCCAGGAGAUAAUGAUCCCUGGGCGAGUAGCUUUUCAGCCGGAGGCGCGACGAUGGUCCCGAGAAUGGGUGUGCCAGAGGUGUUUACCAGCCGUGUGCGACGUGCGGUGGCGACCGCGAACACGGAAAUCCACGGGACUGGAGGCAAAGACAAAGACAAAGACGCCGUGAAAGGAGAAGUCAUCUGGGCGAGUAAUCCGGCGAGAGUGUGUCUUUUCGGCCCGGUCGAGGAAAUCGUGCUCUUCCGAGACGACAUCACUGGCCGGUUCAGACGACAUGCCGUGACAUUCGCGAGGGCCGAGGGAGAGGAUGAAGAACAGCAGCAGCAGCAGCAGCAUGGACCUACAACAGACUCGCAAUCACAAUCGCAAGCGCCAUCAUCCCCGGACGGAGACGACAGGGACGCGGACGUGGACCGUGACGACGAAAUCCACGCCGCGGCAUCACAUGUCCCUGCCACGAAACCGAGCAGCUCACCCAGCGUGCAGGCCGCCAGGAAACUCAUCAAGACGCUGAUCGAUCAGUCCCACCUGUCGCCUUUCCCGCUACACGCCCGGCCUCAACUUUGGGACCAUGCCUCCUCCCUGUCUCUGUACCCGCUGCCUACUGCGCUGGUGCUCUGCGACGCCGAGAUGCCCUCCUUCGCCAUCACUUACGAAGGAUGCCACGUCAUGAACGUCGGACGGGUUAUCGACGAGUUGGCGCUCCGGAAGGAUAGCAGAGGCAGCGGCGUGGCUAGGUGGAUUGAAUAUGAUUGUCGGAGGGCCCGUGGCGAGGAGAGGAGCGUUAGAUUCUAA